AUGCUCACACGCGCAGCUCAAACCUGCCGCCACUUUUCCCAGCCCUCGACGCUCCCACCCCGCACCCUCGCUCGCUACUUCACCAACACACCAGCUGCAAGAAUGAAGGUCAUCCCUGUACCUGUCCGCUCGGACAACUACGCCUACCUCAUCCUCUCUUCGCCCCAGUCCGCGAGCGAUGGCCGACAAAAGGCCGCGUUCGUCGACCCUUUCGACUUUGCAAAGGUCCGCGAGGUCGCACGCAACGACUACGGCAUCGAGGAUGAGGACGUCAUCGGCCUACUGACCACCCACCACCAUGCGGAUCAUAGCGGCGGAAACGAGGCCUUUGCCAAAGCAUUCCCCUCGCUCCCCAUCUGGGGCGGCUCUGAGCAGAUUCCAGCGCUCAACAAGAAGGUCGAGCACGGAGACAGCUUCCCGCUCUUCCCGUCGAUCAACGUAUCGUGCCACGCCACUCCCUGCCACACCCAGGACUCGAUCUGCUUUUUCGUCGAGGACGGCCGCGAGGGCCUGUCGCAGGGCCCCGAGGGCAAGGACGGCGAGAAGCUGCGCGCCGUCUUCACCGGCGAUACUCUCUUUGUCUCGGGCUGUGGUCGCUUCUUUGAAGGCUCGGCCGACGAAAUGCACAAGGCGCUCAACGUCGUCCUCGCCUCGCUGCCCGGCGACACGGUCGUCUUCUGUGGCCACGAGUACACCAAGAGCAACGUCGCCUUCUCCAAGGGUGUCCUCGACGCCGACGAACACGUCGAGAGGCUGGUCGAGGACCUGCGCCGCCAGAGGAACGGCGGCGUCACUACCGGCGUGUACACCAUCGCCGACGAGAAGAGGCACAAUGUCUUUAUGCGAGUCGCUGACCCCGCCGUCCAGCAGAAGGUCGGCGGACAGGGCGAGGUCGACACAAUGAACAAGCUGCGCGAGCUCAAGAACCAAGGCAAACUGAUGGCCAACAUCUGA
Pseudozyma flocculosa PF-1 is the source of this 954-nucleotide messenger RNA. RefSeq lists its product as uncharacterized. The transcript is spliced from 3 exons. The coding region runs from base 1 to 954 and encodes 317 amino acids. The record is from RefSeq and is a predicted model, not a curated record. Lineage: Eukaryota; Fungi; Basidiomycota; Ustilaginomycetes; Ustilaginales; Ustilaginaceae. Gene Ontology annotation, molecular function: hydroxyacylglutathione hydrolase activity.